AUGUUGAAUUCUCUUGAAGGAGUCUCAUGUAAUGCUGUAACUGGUUCACUGUAUGCAUUUCCAAAAAUUGUUCUACCACAAAAAGCCAUUGAAGAAGCUAUGGUAAGGCAUCAAAAGGGUCUGGUCAGCGUAUUAUACUAUGGUAUCUUUCCACCCUUUACCCAAAAGCCCCGGGGGGGGGGGGUACUGCCAUAUAUGGGCUAUAUAGGUAUGUGCCGCUGUGAAGGGUAUGGUUUUCAAGCAGUUUACUCUGGGAUAGGGUAUAUAAAUCAGAGCGUUUGGCUCUAGAAUAGGGUAUCAUUUUUCAGGAAACUGAUCAGUUGGUUGAAGAUUUUAUCUAGACUAGGUACACAGCUACUCUAGGAUAGGGGGAUUUGGGGAUUUUACUCUAGUAUAGGGUAGCAAAAUUCAGCUGAACUAGCUCUGGUAAAGGUUAAGGGUUCCAGGCUCCCAACGGCACAUCCCCACCCAGAAAUUCCUAAAGUACCCCCCCCCCCCCGGGCCAAAAGCCCACAACGAAAAUCUGGUUGCAUUCGGAGUCGUGUGUGGCCGAGCGGUUAACACCUCAACUUCGGAUCUGGAGACCCGGGGUUCAAGCCCCGCUCAUCGCGUUGUUUCCUUAGAAAAGAAACUUUACUCCACUUUGUUCACCCAAGGGUAUAAACGGGUACCGGCGACAUCACUGCUGAAGGGUAACCCUGCGAUGGACCUGCAUCCCAUCUAGGGGGGAGUAGCAAUACUCCUCGGCAUGCUUCACGCUAAGGGCCGGGAUAAGUUCCGGCCAUUCGGGCCUUUGGCUCGUGUGCGUCUUUACGUUUUCUACCACAACGAAAAUCUGCUUUUUUUCCAGCUUAAGAAAUGCACACCAGACGAGUUCUACUGUUGGCGGAUGCUAGAAGAAACUGGCAUAAGUCCUGUUCCAGGGAGUUCUUUCGGACAAAAAGAAGGAACGUAUCAUUUUAGGUCAGAGCUAACUGUUUCCAUUUAUGGUCCUUGUUUCUUUGUUAUAUUUAACAAUUAUUCCUCUCGCCCUCUGAUGGGCUCUAGCUGAGUCAAUAGCCCAUGAGGCGGUAUGGCGAAUGGGCUUUUGACUCAGCUAGAGCCCAAGAGGGCGAGAGGAAUAAUUGUUUUAGUAAAAUGCAACCCGUUGGUGAAAAAAUAUCGAGGCAAAACAACUUUAGCUAGCAAAACGCGAUUCAGCCGCCAUUGGUAGUGGGCUAUAACAUAUAGCCUAGUAGUAGCUCAACCAAUCAGAACGCAGAAUUGAUUUAUAGACCACCAGUUGGAUUUUACUAAAUAUAUUUACCUUUCUUGUGGGUUGAUGGGAGAAACUCAUCACUGACGAUGUGGGUCAGAGAAAUGCUAAGCAGGUUUCUUGAGAUACACCCUCUUUAAAAAAAAAACAAAAGUACGGAGACUUAACUAUGCUAAAACGGGCAACAAAAACGAGCAACUUGUUCUGAAACAUUGCUGCUAAAUGUGCAAGUAUUUAAAAGCAAUGUGCGAGAUGUGCGGUAUGCACCCUGGCAGAGUUUGGGCUUUUUUCCCAGUGGCGGAUCAAGAGGAGGGGCCCGAGGGGCCCUCCUCCCCCUUAUUUUUCGACCAAAAUAAGGCCCGAAGGGCCGAAAAAAAGUUUUUUGGAGACCGGGCCCCCACUUAUCUUAGGGUCUGGAUGACCGGCGCCCCCUCCUUAUCUGAAGGUCUGGAUUAGUCACUGUUUCCUAUGAUAGAGAAGGCUUUCCUACAAAAACGGCGCACCAGCUCGGAAGGUUGUAGGGAUAACCUUCCUUAUGGAGAAACCUUGUGCCAGGUAGAAGGGUCACUCGCCUAUAUGCACGAGCUGCCCUGGGCAAGCAAACGUUCCCUACAUUUCCUUACAAAACUUGGCGAUCGAGCCGUUUACACCAGAAACAAAAAGUUGGCUCGGCAGGGUCACCUCCUAGCCGGGGUAACUUUACUCCAUAUACAGUGGAACCUCGAUAUAACAAACCUCUCUAUAACGAAGUCUUGCUUAGCGAUUAAUUUGCCCCAGUAAUAGUAAAAUAUAUGGAAAAGAACCUUGAUAUAACGAAGCCUCAUUAUAGCGAACAAAUUUCGCCAGUCCCUUGGCCCUUUUUAAAAUCGAGUUUCCACUGUACAGGUAUUUCGAGGAGAAAGGUUGUCAAAAAAAGUGCCCGCGACAAUCCCGACAGGUAUUGUGUGUGGUUUUGACCUUCCGUCCCUCUGUUCUUUUCUCCAUUAGUACUUUAUUAAAAGUCCUUUUUUUUCCUGGUUGGUUAUGCCAUUUUAAAGGAACUUUCAUACCUGUUUGGCGCGAAGUUCACCUGUCGAAAAUUCUACCGGUGACGUCAUGACAAUUGACCAAUAGAACAGUCACAGCAUAUGUCAAUCAUUUUUUUUUUCCGCUUGAAUUUAUAAAUAUGAUUCAAAUCCUUUCUGGCGAAACAAGUCGACCUUAAGACUUCGUCGCUCGCUCGGUCGCUGUGCGACCUCAUGCAUUGAACCUUGCUUCGUUCAUUUUCAAGAACUUAUGAGAAGUUGACUUGUAGCAAGUCUACUUCUCCAUAUAAACGGGGUAUUAUUAAAAUUAAGUAAAUGCGACAAAAAGCGGAAUAAAACAGGGUCGUUUUAGUUUGAGAAUUUUUAUUUUUUUUUUGCCGCAGGUUAACCAUCUUGCCAUCUGAGGAAAAGGUAGUUCCCAUGUUCGACAGAAUUAGCAAGUUUCAUAAGGAAUUUAUGGACAAAUACAGAAAUAACAAUGAUAAUAGGAACUAA
This is a messenger RNA of Porites lobata, 2775 nucleotides long. The record is from the annotation of a GenBank genome assembly. Lineage: Eukaryota; Metazoa; Cnidaria; Anthozoa; Scleractinia; Poritidae.